AUGGGGCUUUGCUGGUCUUCUUCAUCUGAUUCUCCUUCAACAACAACACCUAGCACCACUGGUAACAUCAGUUCAGUAGGAGCAAAGUCAUCAAACAACACGACGACUACGGGAACAUCAAGGGGAAGUAACAUAUCUAGUGUGUUCUCUGCGGGAAGUGGCGACGAUGCUUACCCCGAGGGUCAGAUACUUCCCGUUCCGAAUUUGAGGAUAUUCAGCCUCGCGGAGCUUAGAGCUGCAACGAGAAAUUUCAAGUCUGAGAAUGUUCUUGGAGAGGGAGGAUUUGGGAAAGUCUUCAAAGGCUGGCUUGAAGAGAAGGGACCGGGGAAGCAAAGCAAUGGAACAGUUAUCGCUGUCAAGAAACUGAACUCCGAAAGCUUCCAAGGAUUCGAGGAAUGGCAAUGUGAGGUGAAUUUUCUUGGGAGGAUUUCUCAUCCGAACCUCGUGAAGCUAUUGGGAUACUGUUUGGAGGGUGAUGAUUUGCUUCUUGUAUAUGAGUUUAUGCAGAAAGGUAGCUUAGAGAAUCAUCUCUUCCGAAAGGGUUCUUCUGUUCAGCCGCUCUCAUGGGAAAUAAGGCUUAGGAUCGCCAUUGGAGCGGCUAAAGGAUUAGCGUUCCUGCACGCUUCAGAGAAGCAAGUAAUUUAUAGAGAUUUCAAAGCUUCAAACAUUCUACUUGAUGCAUCAUAUAACGCAAAGAUAUCAGAUUUCGGAUUGGCGAAAUUAGGUCCUUCAGCGAGUCAUUCUCACAUCACAACACGGGUUAUGGGUACAGAAGGUUAUGCAGCUCCGGAGUAUGUUGCUACAGGUCACUUGUAUGUAAAGAGUGAUGUUUAUGGGUUUGGCGUUGUUUUGGCCGAGAUCUUGACUGGUUUACAUGCGCUUGAUCCUACCCGUCCGUCAGGGCAACACAAUCUAACCGAAUGGAUUAAACCUCAUCUAUCCGAAAGAAGAAAGCUGAGGAGCAUAAUCGACCCUCGUCUAGAAGGAAAGUACCCUUUCAAAUCCGCUUUCCGAGUCGCUCAAUUGGCACUGAAAUGCCUUGGACAAGAACCAAAAAACCGUCCGUCGAUGAAAGACGUGGUGGAAGCGCUCGAACUCAUUGAAGCUGCCAAUGAGAAACCGUUGGAGCGAAGAACCACUAGAGCUUCCCCAUCCUUAACUCACCAACAAGGCCAUUAUCGCCGAGAACAUCUCUCUUCAUUUCGACCGCGCCAAACCGUGGCUCGACCUCGCUAG
Molecule: messenger RNA, 1236 nt
Organism: Arabis nemorensis
Lineage: Eukaryota; Viridiplantae; Streptophyta; Magnoliopsida; Brassicales; Brassicaceae
Source: the annotation of a GenBank genome assembly